This is a messenger RNA of Pantherophis guttatus, 4155 nucleotides long. It is a transcript of the gene RAD51D, whose product is annotated as RAD51 paralog D. Gene Ontology annotation, molecular function: ATP binding; four-way junction DNA binding; single-stranded DNA binding. NCBI's taxonomy places the organism in Eukaryota, Metazoa, Chordata, Lepidosauria, Squamata, Colubridae. The record is from RefSeq and is a predicted model, not a curated record. Gene Ontology annotation, cellular component: Rad51B-Rad51C-Rad51D-XRCC2 complex; replication fork; microtubule organizing center. Gene Ontology annotation, biological process: reciprocal meiotic recombination; telomere maintenance; double-strand break repair via homologous recombination.
CAAAAUAAAGAAAACGGCGGGGAAAGUGAAGCGUUGAUAAGUGAGUUGGGAGCUGCGGGGAAGGAAAAAAAAAGGGUUGGGGCUUAUUUGCCUCUGAAGUCAAGUUAGGCUCAUUCCAGGGAUGAUCCUUCGUGUGGGGCUGUGUCCUGGCCUCUCGGAUGAAAUGGUGCAGGUGCUAAAAGCCAAUGGCAUCAAAACAGUGGUUGAUCUUGUCUCAUCGGAUCUGGAGGACAUUGCCCAGAAGAAUUCCUUAUCAUACAAGACCUUAGUUGCGGUACGACGUGUGUUGCUGGCACAGUUUUCCUCCUUCCCAAUCAAUGGGGCAGAUCUCUAUGAAGAGUUGAAGCACACCACAGCCAUCUUGUCCACUGGAAUUGAAAGCUUGGACAAACUUCUCGACUCGGGUAUAUACACGGGGGAAGUGACAGAACUUGUUGGAGCACCCAGUGCUGGAAAAACUCAGUUGUGCCUCAUUGUCGCUGCAAAUGUAUCCCAUAAUCUCAAGCAGACUGUCCUGUACAUUGACUCAACUGGGGGCUUCACCAGUGCCCGUCUACUGGAGCUACUGAACUGCUUAACUGCGGAUGAGGAAGAGCAGGCUGAAGCACUGCGGAGGAUCCAGGUUUUUCGUACAUUUGAUGCCUACAAAAUGCUUGAUGUGCUGCAGGAAGUCCGCAGUUAUAUGGCCCAGCAGAUACUUAGCACCUCUGGACCAGUGAAGCUGCUUAUUGUGGAUUCCAUUUCUGCUGUAAUUUGCCCUUUCUUGGGACUUCGACAGCCCGAUGGCAUGGCCCUCAUGAUGCAUUUGGCUAGGGAGAUGAAAACCCUUGCCAAAGAAUUUGGGAUUGCCAUAUUGUUGACAAAUCAUGUGACCAGAGAUGCUGGUGGUGGUUUUAAACCAGCACUGGGUCGCUCGUGGAGUUACAUACCUAACACUCGGCUGCUGCUGGAGAAGAAAAAAGUCAAUUCUGAGAAAGCAGGUCGAGUCGCAUCUUUGAUGAAAUCUCCUCGACAGCCUUUUGGAGUUCAGGCAGAAUUAGACCUGAGGAACUGGGAAGUGAAAAAAGAAAGUUCAGUCACAUCAGGAGAAGGACUAGAAGAGGGCAUGGGUUUGUCUUCCUGAUUCACUAUUGGCUUUCCUGAACAUUGCAGAAGGCUUGAAAAUGGAAAGAACACUCUGGUUUUUAGAGGAAUGGAGAAUAAAAACUAGUAUCAGCCUUCUCCUAAUAGAAUCUGCUCCUUGGUUCAUUGGAUUUCAGCUCCCAGAAUCCCGAAAGAACACGGUCUACAAUCGGAUAUGAUCUGAAGUCAAAAACUUUUGGAGGACACAGUUUCUUUGGUUGGGACAUCAUAUUGUGUUGGUUAAUUGUGGAAAUGUGCAUUGGAUUGACUAAAGUCAGGGGGUCACUCUUCAGCAAUUGCAAUUUUUGUAGAUAAAUGUACAGUUUGUAAUUACUAAAGAGAUAUCGGAUAGAAUUGUUUAUCCAAAGGAACAUCCAUGUUGUUCCUUGUAUUGCUUACACUGUACUGCCAUCCUGAUUUUUGCUAUGUGAAAUGGAUGGGAAACGUAGGCACUGUAUUGAUCUUGCUUAACAAAUCAAGCAAGCUUGUCAUUCUAUAAGCCAUCACAAAGGUAGAAAUAUAUAUCAAAUGAGGGCUCUUGUAGAUGCUUCGUAUAACAGGUUAUUUGAUGAACCAGAACUCUACCACUAAAAGCUGUUUGUAUCAGUGAUGAAUGUCAUGCCUUUUAGAUAUUUGAGACUUCAGUUGGUAUUGGCCCCAAUCCACAUGGCCCAUGGCAAGGGAUUGUGCAGGUUGUUGUGCAGGACGCCUUAUUCUUGGUUUAUACAGUGGAAUGAUAUUCAUAUAAAAAUAUUAAUCACACAUAGGGGAGUGUGACUAGCCACUGACGAGAAUGCUGUGCUCAGUUCUCUGUUCUUCCCUCCAUCUAGCUAUUUUUAUUAAUAUAUAACCAGUUUGUCUUUCUAAAUAUCUUGAAAUAAAAUAGAAUAGAAUAACAAGAGUUGGAAGGGACCUUGGAGGUCUUCUAGUCCAACCCCCUGCUCAGGCAGGAAACCCAAUACCAUUUCAGAUAAAUGGUUAUCCGAUCUCUUCUUAAAAACUUCGAGUGUUGAAGCAUUCACAACCUCUGGAAGCAAGUUGUUCCACUUAUUAAUUGUUCUAAGUGUCAGGAAAUUUCUCCUUAGUUCUAAGUUGCUUCUCUUUGAUUAGUUUCCAUCCAUUGCUUCUUGAUCUGCCCUCAGGUGCUUUGGAGAAUAGAUUGACCCCCUCCUCUCUGUGGCAACCCCUGAGAUAUUGGAACACUGCUAUCAUGUCUCUCCUAGUCCUUCUUUUCAUUAAACUAGACCUACCUAGUUCCUGCAACCAUUCUUCAUAUGUUUUAGCCUCCAGUCCCCUAAUCAUCUUUGUUGCUCUUCUCUGCACUCUUUCUAGAGUCUCAACAUCUUUUUUACAUUGUGCCCACAGUAUUCCAAGUGUGGCCUUACUAAGGCAUUAUAAAGUGAUAUUAACACUUCACAUGUUCUUGAUUCAAUCUCUCUGUUUAUGCAGCCUAAAACUGUGUUGGCUUUUUUGGCAGCUGCUGCACACUGCUGGCUCAUAUUUAAGUGAUUGUCCACUAGGACUCCAGGAUCCCUCUCACAGUUACUACUAUUGAGCGAGGUACCACAUAUACUGUGCGUAUGCAUUUUCUUUUUCUUGACUAAACCUUACUUUUUUCACCAUUGAAUUUCAUUUUGUUAGAGAGUUCUCUAUGUUCAAGUCUGUUCAAGUCUCUAACGUUCAAGUCUGUCAAGAUCCUUCUGUAUCUUAAGCCUAUCUUCUGGUGUGUUGGCUAUUCCUGCUAGCUUGGUGUCAUCUGCAAAUUUGAUGAGUUCCCCAUCUAUCCCCUCGUCCAAAUCGUUGAUGAAGAUGUUGAAGAGUAUUGGGUCUAAGACAGAGCCUUGGGGUACCCAACUGCAUACUUCCCUCCAUGUAGAUGCAGUUCCAUUGAGGACCACACGCUGAGUGCAGUUGGUCAGCCAGUUACAAAUCCAUCUGUUGGUGAUGCUGUCUAACCCACAUUUUUCUCUUCUCAUCAAAUAGAAAGAUAAUUUAAACAGAAUGUCAAGGAAGAGGAUUCUGUGCAAAGGGAAGGGGUUUAAAUCUUAUUUGAAAGAACCCAAAGAAGGUUGAGGAAGUACCUCUUCCCAGCAGUGAAGAAGCUGAAGUUCUUCAUAUUCUUCAUUCACUGGGUUGAAGGAGAUUAAACUGAACAGUAAAAGAAUAUUCUUCUUCCAAGAUGGCAGUGUAGCUACAUUGCCUGAAGAAAAUAAUUCAGACCACUGACAGAUAAACAUGCAGAAUGAAAUUCAAUACAAGUGGGGAUUCCCUUUCAAAUCAAUUGUUUUUAAUACUACAAGGACAAAAUGUUAUUUCUACAGAGCUCUUAACAAGGACUGAAGGAAGCAAUUUGAUUUGUCCUUGGAAUUGUGGAAAGCUGGCUCAACCACAAACUGAAGAUUAGAUAAGCACAUUGCACUGAGUACAGAAUGCAAGAAAUUUUACAGACUCUAAAACUCUGAGUUUUUUAUUUUAGAGAUAGAAGAAAAAUAGUUUAAAAAGGGUAAAAUAUUAAAGUUAAAAAUAAUACAGGUAGUCCUCAAUUUAUGAUCAUAAUUGAGACAAUUUGUUGCUAAGGAGGCAGUUAAGUGAGUUAUGCCUUAUUUUAUGACCUGUUUGCCCUGGUUGUUAAGAGAACCACUACAAUUGUUAAGUGAAUCAUGUGGUUGUUAAGCAAAUCUGGCUUCCCCCAUUGAGUGUGUCAGGCUUGGAAGCCAUCUUUUACAGUGGGCCUCAAGCCUACCACAUAUUCUACUGUGGGAAACUGGGAGGGGGGAUUGUAUGGAGCAUGGGAGAUUUGUAGUCAAAAUAACAUUCUUUCUCAGAGAGUCAAGGUCAUCUUACCCUGGCACUUGGAGGGGUCUCACUGGGAGGAAUCUUCUUUUGGGACAGUGACAGAUUGGACCAUGUGAUGGACAUGUGGGUGCUGGGUUUUGAACUUUCAACUGGGUGGGGAAAACCUGGAAGCUUUCAUAUUCAGGUUUUCCCAGAUGUACCAACAUGGCUCUUCUAAUAAAUUGGAACUUUGAGGAA